AUGAGGGCAGCAGAAGAGCACUGUUCGGCUCUAGGGUCAAAGGCCAAAAGUCCAGCACCACAGUCAAACCCAUAUGCCCAAGCUCCCGCGUACUCUGAUCCCUAUACUGAAGCAAAAUCCAAGCUCUACGGUCCUCCCCAACCUCAGCCCAACGAUGGUAGACCGUCCGGUGGGCUACCCAGCGGGCCGAAGCAAGGCUACGGCGGUAUGAAUCACCCUCCGAACUCAAUGGGAAAUGCAGCAAAGAAUUCAUAUGGCGACCCAAACGGAGGUGGUUACGGCCCAGCAAAGCCAGGUGUCCAGGGAGGCUACGGGAGGGAUAGAUAUGGAGGCGAUGACAGGUCUGGUGGAGGAUCCAGACCCGGAGGCUACGGCGGUCUUGGAAAUUCGGAUCCCAACGCCGCAGACGACAAUAGAAAUGCACUGUUCGGAGAUGCCCGUCAGCGAUUACAGGAACGGCAACAGCAGCACGAUGGUCUCCCGCCGCCAUACAGUGCCCAUGGGGGGCAAGGUGAAAGCGGUGGCACAGGUACUACUUCUGGGGGUUAUGGUGCCUAUCAGGAUAGGCAACUUACUGCCGAGGAGGAGGAGGAAGAAGACGUCCAAGCCAUGAAACAGGAAAUCCGCUUUAUGAAACAGCAAGACGUGUCUUCCACUCGCAAUGCCCUCCGUGUAGCUGCUGAAGCUGAAGAAACCGGCCGCAACACUCUCGCUCGCCUCGGUGCCCAAGGAGAACGAAUUCACAACACAGAAAAGAAUCUCGAUCUCGCUGCAAACCAAAAUCGUAUUGCGGACGAAAAAUCUCGAGAACUCAAAAAACUUAAUAAAAGUAUGUUUGCGAUGCAUGUUUCGAACCCAUUCACAAGCGGAGAGCGCCGCAAAGCCCGCGAUGAGGCGAUUAUCAAUCGGCAUCAGGAAGAACGGUUGCAACGUGAAGAAACGCGAUUAGCUGCAUUUCGCACAGAGCAGCGUUUGGGCCAAACCUUCAAGGAGAUGGAGAAACAGAGCCGGCCCGGAGCGCCAAAGUCAAAAGCCAAUCUUGCAGAGAGAUCAAAAUAUCAAUUUGAGCAAGAUAGCGAGGACGAUGAGAUGGAGAAUGAGAUUGAGUCGAAUCUUGAUGCACUCCAUGGCGCUGCGACGAGACUCAAUGGUCUUGCGAGGGCUACUGGCAGGGAGCUCGAAGAGCAAAACGCUCGCCUGGAUGUCAUCAUGGGCAAGAGCGACUCUGUCGACGACCAGAUUCAUAUGAACCGUUCCCGGCUGGACCGGAUCCGUUAG
Molecule: messenger RNA, 1278 nt
Organism: Uncinocarpus reesii 1704
Lineage: Eukaryota; Fungi; Ascomycota; Eurotiomycetes; Onygenales; Onygenaceae
Exons: 2
Coding region: 1-1278 (425 amino acids)
Biological process (GO): exocytosis; vesicle fusion
Cellular component (GO): plasma membrane; SNARE complex
Molecular function (GO): SNAP receptor activity; syntaxin binding
Source: RefSeq, a predicted model, not a curated record